Messenger RNA from Capsicum annuum, 1936 nucleotides. RefSeq lists its product as uncharacterized. The record is from RefSeq and is a predicted model, not a curated record. Bases 571 to 1593 code for a protein of 340 amino acids. Lineage: Eukaryota; Viridiplantae; Streptophyta; Magnoliopsida; Solanales; Solanaceae. The transcript is spliced from 6 exons.
UGAGAGAGACUAUAACAAAAUUCCACAUUAUAGAAUUCAUAAUAUAUCAUAUCAUAUACUAUGAACUUGAUCUUGUCAGUUGACAUUUGUACAAACACUAAUAAAGUUUUAAUCGGUAAAAUUAUCAGCACAUGAUUAAAAAAUCAUGAUUUUAAUUUAUAAAAAUAUUUUUUUAAAUAAAAUGCAAGGUAAGAUUGCAUAUAAUAUAUUUUUAUGAUAUUAUCAUUGUUCAAAUUUUAUGUAUAGUGGAAUUUUUAAAAAUAUAUUGUCGCAUGAUUAGAAGAUCACGAUUUUACGUCAUGAAAAUGAGGUUGUAUAUAAUCUACCUUUAUGAUCCGAUCCUCUUCCAAGGUCUGGAUAUAGAAAAGUUUUAGUUUACAUUAUAUUACCUUAUUACAUAUGUUGAAUUUUUAUUUCAAGAUUUCAACUAAAGUUGAAUCUUUCUAAGUUCAGACCAUUUCUUUCUCCUUAUUUUCCUCUAAAACUCUACAAAGUAGAUGAACCAAUAUUCAACCAAAACUUUUUCUAAUUUUUUUUUUAAAACUUCUUCUUCAAUUUUCUUUGCUUUUUAUGGAGAUUACCAAGUUAUGGAAACCUCAGGAUUUGUUUGUCAUUAAGUCACCUAUGCAAUCUUUGAGAUUGGUCCUAAUAGUAUUUGCAGUGGUUUGUGGAAUUUACAUAUUGUCAAUGUGUAUAAACCAAUCAAGUUAUUAUCUUUUACAAGCUAAAUCACUAAGCAUCCAUGCGAUUAAUAGGCAUAAUUGUCAUUAUCCUAUUUUUCAAGAAGAUGAUUUUCAUUACUUGCACUUUCCAAAGCCUCAAACUUUUAGCAGGGAAGAAUGUGCUUGCAAUCCUGUUAGAUUUUUCGCGAUUUUGUCUAUGCAGAGAUCAGGGAGUGGAUGGUUUGAGACAUUGUUAAAUAGUCAUAUAAAUGUGAGUUCUAAUGGAGAAAUUUUUGGUGCAAAGACGAGGAGGACUAAUGCUUCAAUAAUAUUGGAUAUUAUGGAUAAUGUCUUUAAUCUUGAUUGGAUUAGUAGUUCAUCCAAGAAUGAAUGCUCAGCUGCAAUUGGAUUUAAGUGGAUGCUUAAUCAGGGAGCUUUGGAGUAUCAUGAGGAGAUAGUGGAUUACUUCAACAGAAGAGGUGUCUCUGCAAUAUUUCUGUUCAGACGGAAUUUGCUACGCAGACUGAUCUCUUUACUUGCUAAUUCCUAUGACAAGGAUGCUAAACCACUGAAUGGAACACACAAAUCACAUACCCAUUCUCCAUAUGAGGCUGAAGUAUUGGCAAAAUACAAGCCAGUGGUGAAUAUGUCAUUACUAAUACCAAAUUUGAGACAUGCAGAGAGGAAGGCUAAUAGAACUUUGGAAUGCUUUAAGAGCACUCGACACAUUCUUCUUUACUAUGAAGACAUUGUCCAAAAUCGCACGAAACUAGCUGAUGUCCAAAAGUUUUUGGGGCUGCCUCAAAGAGAACUCACAAGUGGUCAAGUUAAGAUUCAUAAUGGUCCUUUGUCCCAACAAAUUGAAAAUUGGGAUGAAGUCCAGAAAAAGCUCAUGGGAACACCAUAUGAGACAUUUCUUAAAGAAGACUAACUAUACUACAACAUAACAGUAAAACACCACAUGCAACACAUUUGAUAGAAAAUUGGCUACGGAGAUUCACUGCGGUGAGAAAUUAAUACAGACACAAAGUGCGUCAGCAAUUUUGGAUCUCCAGUGGAUGUCUCGGUAGAAUUUGAAAUCGGAUCAAGUUCUGACCACCUGUUGAGAGAAAAGAAGGGACGAACGUAGUCCAUAAGAUUCCCUGCCCAAUUCAGUCUUGUAAAUUAACAGCCUCAAUUAUCAUUGAGGAACUCUUUUCUGUCACAUUGCUUAUAGAACACUUUUGUUUGUUAUUCAUACAUCGUAUGUGAAAUCAAAUACUUUUGAGAGUUCA